GUGUCGGGCGAGACGAGUUAGAAGUGGUCAGAAGAAAUUACGGUGGACAGAGCCACCGUGCUUAGUUCAGACCCUGAGGACCUCACUGUCAGUAAAUCAUUCUCUGUCCCUUUUACUCCUUGGUGGAGCGAGAUAGUUCUGCGUUCCCAGAACCCUGUCCCCAGGAUGACACCAGCAGCGCACAGUGCCAUCUUUGAAACACCCUGCUGCCCUCACACCUGGGCAGAGGAAGGGCUUGAGGAGACCCUGAGUUUGGAGCUGGGUAGAGCUGCGUUCAUGCAGGCAGUGACCUUUGAGGAUGUGGCUGUGAACUUCACCAGUGAGGAGUGGGCUUUGCUGAACUCAUCCCAAAAGAAGCUCUACAGAGAUGUGAUGGAGGAAACUUUUCGGAAUAUGGUUGCUAUAAGAAGAACUGGGGAUAACCAGGAAGUUGAGAAAGAAUGCAAAACUUACUGGCGAUAUCUAAGAAAUGAAGAGACAGGAAAAUGCUAUCAACUUAAAGCUUGGAAUCAAUAUAAGGAACUAUUCCUUCAUACUUCAGAUGCUAAGAUGAAUGUGAAACAAACAGACACACACAGUGCUGUUCAGAUUCAUGAAACGAAUUGCAGUGGAGGGAAAGCCUAUGUAUGUAAGCAGUGUGGAAAAACUUUUGCCACACGUGGCUACUGUAAAAUACAUGAAAGUCUUCACACUGGUGAGAAACCUUAUGCAUGUAAGCAAUGUGGGAAAGCAUUCAGCACACGUAGGUACUGUCACAUGCAUGAGAGGCUUCACACUGGAGAGAAACCUUAUGUGUGUAAGCAGUGUGGGAAAGCUUUCAGCAUGAAACGUCAUUGUCAAAUACAUGAGAGAACUCAUACUGGAGAAAAGUUGCAUGUAUGUAAACAAUGUGGGAAAGCUUUCACCACACGUGGCUAUUGUAAAGUACAUGAAAGAAUUCACACUGGAGAGAAACCUUAUGUAUGUAAGCAUUGUGGGAAAGCUUACAGCAGGUACAGUGAAUGUAAAAUACAUGAAAGAAAUCACACUGGGGAGAAACCCUAUGCAUGUAAGCAAUGUGAAAAGGCUUUCACCACACGCAGGUCUUGUCAAAUACAUGAAAGAAUUCACACUGGGGAGAAAGCUUAUGUAUGUAAACAGUGUGGGAAAGCUUUCACCUCACAGAGUUAUUGUCAAAUACACGAAAGACUUCACUUUGGGGAGAAACCCUAUGUAUGUAAGCAGUGUGGAAAAGCUUUCACCACACAUGGAUCUUGUCAAAUACAUGAAAGAACUCACACAGGGGAGAAGCCCUAUAUAUGUAAGCAAUGCGGGAAAGCUUUUAGCACACGCAGAUAUUGUCAUAUACACGAAAGACUUCACACUGGAGAAAGACACUAUGUAUGUAAGCAGUGUGGGAAAGCUUUUCGUACUCGUAUAUAUUGUAAGAAACAUGAAAGACUUCACACUGGGGAGAAACCUUAUGUAUGUAAGCAGUGUGGGAAAGCUUUCAGCACACGUAAGUAUUGUCAAAGACAUGAAAGAUGUCACAGUGGGGAGAAACCUUAUGUGUGUAAGCAAUGUGGUAAAGCUUUCAGCAGAAACACUCAUUGUCAAAAACAUGAAAGAAUUCACAUUGGGGAGAAACCAUAUGUAUGUAAACAGUGUGGGAAAGGUUUUACCACACAUGGAUAUUGUCAAAUACACGAAAGAAGUCACACUGGGGAAAAGCCUUAUGUAUGUAAGCAUUGUGGGAAAGCUUUCAGCAGAUACAGUGAAUGUAAAAUACAUGAAAAAUCUCACACAGGAGAGCAACCUCAUGUAUGUAAACAGUGUGGGAAAGCUUUUAGCAGACAGAGUGAAUAUAAAAUACAUGAAAGAAUUCACACUGGGGAGAAACCUUAUGCAUGUAAACAAUGUGGGAAAGCUUUCACCACACACAGAUCUUGUCAAGUACAUGAGAGAAUUCAUACCGGGGAGAAACCCUAUGUAUGUAAACAGUGUGGGAAAGCUUUCAGCACAAACAGUCAUUGUCAAAGACAUGAAAAAAUUCACACUGGGGUGAAACCCUAUGUGUGUAAGCAAUGUAAAAAAGCUUUCACCACACACAGAUCUUGCCAAAUACAUGAAAGAAAUCACACUGGAAAUAAAGCCUAUGUAUGUAAACAUUGUGGAAAAGCUUUCACCACACAUGGAUAUUGUAAAAUACAUGAAAGACUUCAUAUUGGGGAGAAACCCUAUGUAUGUAAACAAUGUGGGAAAGCUUUCAGCACACGUAGGUAUUGUCAGUUGCAUGAAAGAUGCCACACUGGGGAAAAACCCUAUGUAUGUAAGCAGUGUGGAAAAGCAUUCAGCAGAAACACUCAUUGUCGAAGACAUGAAAGUAUUCACAUGGAGAGAAACUCUGUGUAAGUGAACUAUUUGGGAAAGCUUUAACCACACAUGGAUAUAUCAAAUACAUGAAAGAUGUCACAUUUUGGAGAAACCCUGUGUGUAUAAGCAAUGUGGGAAAACUUUCAGCACAAACAGUGAUUAAACACGUGAAAGAACUCACACUAGAGAGAAACAUGUAUGUCAGCAUGAUGGGAUAGCUUUUGAUACUUGUGAAUAUUGUCACAUACAUGGAAGACCUCACACUGGGGAGAAACCCUGUGAAUAUAAGCAAUGUGGGAAUGAUUUCAGCACAUGUAGAGAUUGUUUACUGCAUAAAAGCCUCCACUAGAGAGAAAUUAUGUAUGUAAGCAAUGUGAAAAAGAUUUCAUCGGGUACAUUGAAUGGAAAAUAUACAAAAGCACUUACAUUAGAGAUUAAUUCUGUGUGUGUAAGCAAUGUGAGAAAGGUUUCACUAGGCAUAGUGAAUGCAAAAUAAGUGAAAGCACUUAUACUGGGGAUUGAUCUUAGGAAUAUAAGCAAUGUGGGAAUACUUUCCACACACAUGAUGAUUGUUGCAUAUGUGAAAAACUUACUGGACAGAAAUCCCAUGUUGAGAAUGUGGGAAAGAUAUCAGUCUACUCAUAUUCUUCAGUACAUGAAAGAAGCCUUGCUGAAUAGAAAAUUUUACAUGUAAGCUUACUUUGAAAAUGUUCUAAGAAUUUCUCAUGUUCUGGAGACCUGAAGAAAUAAUACAAAAAGUUUGAUGUCAAUAUUUUAUCACAUUUUUCAGAAAAUAGAAAUCCCAGGUGGAACUAUACUAAAGUACAUACUCCAUUUGGUUUUCAGUAAAUCACAUAUACCUAUCUAGGUUAUGUACCUGUACAGCUAUAUAUAGAAACAUUGAGUUGAUAUAAUUUUGUAUUUUUUAGUUUCUCUGUCCAUAGUGUCUUUUAAUUAAACAUGGUGAACUGAGAUAUACUCCCUGCUUUCAAGCACAGUUAGUAUUGAUGUAGAUAAUGGUUUUUUUCUUUAUAAUUUUGAGGCAGAGACCACUAAAAAACUUAACUUUUAAAUUGUUUUUUCAAUUGCUAUUUGUUGGUAUUUUUACAUGUAUUUGUUUUACAUUUUGGUUCAAAUACUCCCGUCUCCUGUGUAACAAAUGAUGUUUCUGAACUUGAUAUUACAUUUUAUAUUAAAAUAUGUAAAUAAUAUAUUUCAGAAACUGUGAGCAUGUAUUUAUUACAAAGUUGUAUUGUUUUCCCCAAAACUUGUAACUUAGCAAAUGUUAUGUUUUUCAUGUGACAGGAUACUUGUUUAUAUCCUAACAUGAUUGUAUAUUACACCAUGUACAUAAUGUUGCCUGUUUUUCUUUGUUACUGUAGCCAAUAUUAUCAUUUACAUAAAUAUUUAUGUUUUCCUACCAUCAAAAUUUUACUUGUCAUUUUUAUGUUGCAAUGAUUUUUAAUUUGGUGUUACUUUUUCCACUCUAUGUACCAAAAAUGACCCACAGUGCUGUGAAUUAGUGAUUGCCCCAGACCAGCAGAACCAUAACUUGUCUGCAAAAGCAUAUCGUGAAUUAUAGCACUUCUCCAGAAAGUAUAAAUGAUGGCAUGCUUUAUCAGUAACAACACUUUGAGAGGAAUUCUUGUCAGCUCUAGAUUGUUUUGGGGGGAGACCGGGGAUUUAGCUCAACGGCAUAAGUACCUGCCUUGCAAGCAGGUGUCAUGAGUUCGAUCUCCAGUACUGAAAAAAAUGAAAAAGACCAAAAAAAAAAAAAAAAAAGAUUGUUUUGGGGGAGCAUGGUUGCUAUUGAAUGUACAAGGCCAACGUCUUCAUUCUAUUCCCUGUUGCUGUGAUGCCAUUCUAUCUUUGGUAAAUCAUUAUUGUUUUUACCUGAUACUCUAAACUAAUGGCGUGAAGGAAAACCUAACUCAUGAGAUAUUAGUCAGUUUGGUAGAUUGUUUUUUCUGCUACCAAUAUUUGAGACAAAUUUCUACAGUGCCAUUUCUCAUUUUUCAUCAGGACCCUUGCCUGAUGUUUACGAUAUGAGCCAGUUGCCUUCAAACACAUAAAAUGGGCCAAGGUGUGUGUAUGAAUCCUACUUAGUCUCCUUUGACCUGUAUUUUUUUAUUCUCUUUAUCAUUGAUGGAAUUUGUAAAGUGUUUAAUACAGUGUUCUUGAAUACAAAAGCUGCACAAUUUUUGCUGGCAUUGUGUUGUUACAAAUCUGUGGGAUCUUGAAAGCAUAACUGAGCACUGCAUUAAGUAUCUCUAAUACAGUGAGUAUAGCUUGCUCUCGUCUUAAUUAUGCUCAGACACAUCAACCUCUCACCUGUUUUGUAAUAGCACCUAAAAUUAUGUCUUUUGGAUCUGAAAUAUCUGAUAUAGUUCAUGGAACAAAUGACACUGUACAAGUGUCAAUCUUUACACCCUACAACAUGUCGCCAAUUUCCCUGCAGCACAUUUCUGCUUACCCUCACCAGGAAGAUGUGUGGUGUGUUUUGCUAUUCUAGCUAAUAACAGAAUAUUGACUCUAGAAGAAACUUAUUCUGUGUAUAUUCACUUUCUCAUUUUAUCACAAAAAUCUUAUUAGUCCCAUUGAUGCAUGUUUGUAAUCCCAGAAACUCAGGAGGCUUCAGUGGGUGGAAGAAAAAGUUGAGUCCAGCCUAUUAAAUUUAGUUCCUGUAUCAAAAAUGUAUCUUCAAGUUCUGUAUAUGUAGCCCUGUGCUUUAGUACUCCUAGCUUGACUCCUCAGUAUCAGAAUUAUUUUAAUGCGCACAAUUACACAUCAGUGGUUGUCCUUUUCUCACUUGACCACUUAAUAGUUUACCCCAAGCAUUUGUUUGGAAGUGCAUUUGUUUAUCGACUAACUUUAUUCGGGGCAUCUUUGGGGCAGGUGUCAUUUUAACAAGUUGGCUCAUACUGAAUAUGUUUCACAAAAUUAUUGUUUUUGUAUUUCCUAUAAUAUUAUGAACAUUAAGAAAACAUACAAUUUUUGUCAUCCUGUAUUUAAAUAAUUGGACUGGUAAGUGGUUAUGUAUAAAGGUCUAAGCCUAAUGUGAUUCCUUUAGUCCCCGUGUCAGGAGAGACAGAUGUGAUAAACAAGGCUUUGAAGCUAACUUUGGUGGGCAGCUUACUUAGAUGCCUCAGCAAACUGUGAAGCAGUUGUCUUUAUACACACAUUUGAAGUUUAAGGCAAGAAACAAGUUCACAUCAAGAAUAUAAACUUAGGAUAGGGGCUGGGAAUUUAGCUCAGCAGUAUAAGAAUCUGCCUGACAAGUGUGAGGUCAUGAGUUUGAUCUCCAAUACCAAAAAAAGAAAAAAGAAAAGAAAACCUAGGAUAGUAUUAAAAAAAAAAAAUCACUACUGCAAAGCACUGAUUUUGUUGCUCCCGAAAUAUACUUUUUUUUUCAGAAAUACACUUUUUAUGGUAAUAUUUGUAUAACAGCCCUAUAUAUGUCUAUAUCAGAGUAAAACAAAUGAAAUGUAAUUGUCAGAAAUCUUGUUCUGAGUGUGGAGACAGAAAUUUUUUAUCAAUGCAGUUGCUGAUGUUUUGUGUAGAAAACAAGAUACGAUGAUACAACAAAAUAAAAAUUGUGUGUAGUUUAAAAACUCAUGCACACAUGGAAGCAAAACAAAAUACAUGAAGAAACAACCUAAAGAAUGGGAAAAAAUUUGCCUGAUACUCCUCAGAGAAUGAACAUCUAAAGAAACAGGCAAGUGAAAUGAAUAUACACCACAGAUUAAGUACAAAUUGUCAAUAAAUACUUGAAAAAUAAAUGCUUUUGCCCAAUAGAGAAGUACAAAUUGGAACAUUAUCUCAUUCCAGACAAAACACAUCACCAUGAAUUAAAAAAAAAAAAGUUCACAAGGCUGCAGGGGAAAAGCAGUGUAAGUAGUUCAACCAAUACCAAAGUCAGUGUACAAAGUAUUCAGAAACCAAAGUUAUUCCAUUUGGUGCAGUGCUUCCAUUUGUGGGUAUCUUCCCCAAAGAGUUAAAGAUAUCAAAUUUCUGUGACCCUGGGAUAUUGUUUACUGCAGCAAUACUAGCUUUUUCUAUGGGGAACAGCAGCGAAGAUUGCUCUGUCAGUCACCAGAUAUCAAUGAUAAACAAUAAAUAUUCUUCAGUGUACUCCAUUUAAUAAAAGAUAUGUGCUUUUUAUUGUGAA
Molecule: messenger RNA, 6520 nt
Organism: Cavia porcellus (domestic guinea pig)
Lineage: Eukaryota; Metazoa; Chordata; Mammalia; Rodentia; Caviidae
Product: zinc finger protein 709-like
Exons: 4
Coding region: 166-2391 (741 amino acids)
Biological process (GO): regulation of transcription by RNA polymerase II
Cellular component (GO): nucleus
Molecular function (GO): DNA-binding transcription activator activity, RNA polymerase II-specific; RNA polymerase II cis-regulatory region sequence-specific DNA binding
Source: RefSeq, a predicted model, not a curated record